Messenger RNA from Microdochium trichocladiopsis, 1359 nucleotides. RefSeq lists its product as uncharacterized. Lineage: Eukaryota; Fungi; Ascomycota; Sordariomycetes; Xylariales; Microdochiaceae. The record is from RefSeq and is a predicted model, not a curated record. The transcript has 3 exons. Bases 1 to 1359 code for a protein of 452 amino acids.
AUGGCCGCACUCCUCUCGUCCUCGUCCUCAUCCUCGGCAGGGGCCGCGGGCGAAGGCGCCUCGAUCAACGACAUCCCCAAGACCUGGAACUUCACCUCGAAGCUGCCCGCCGACGCCCGCUACCCCACGCCCGCCGACUCCCACAAGACGCCGCGCGACGACAUCGGGCCCCGCCAGGUCCGCGAUGCCAUCUUCACAUGGGUCCGCCCCCAGCCCGUCGAGUCCCCCGAGCUCCUCGCCGUGAGCCCCGCGGCCAUGCGCGACCUGGGCAUCCGCCGCGGCGAUGAGAAGACGGACGACUUUGUGCAGACCGUCGCCGGCAACAAGAUCCAGGGCUGGGACGAGGACAAGCAGACCGGCGGCUACCCGUGGGCGCAGUGCUACGGCGGCUUCCAGUUCGGCUCGUGGGCCGGCCAGCUCGGCGACGGCCGCGCAAUCUCCGUGUUUGAAACGACGAGACCAGCACAACAAUCGCCAGCUACAAACGGAGCCUCCUCGUCAGUCUCCGAACAAACAAGCCCCGGCAACGGCGAAGACGUCGACAAACUCUCCCUGCGAGCCCCGCCCGGCGCCCCCGUGCGGUACGAGCUGCAGCUCAAGGGCGCCGGGAUGACGCCCUACAGCCGCUUCGCCGACGGCAAGGCCGUCCUGCGCAGCAGCAUCCGCGAGUUCGUCGUCAGCGAGUACCUGCACGCCCUGGGCAUACCGUCGACGCGCGCCCUCAGCCUGACCCUGCUGCCCAAGGUCAAAGUGCGCCGCGAGACGCUCGAGCCCGGCGCCAUUUCGUGGAUGCGCAUCGGCAACUUUGACAUCCUGCGGGCGAGGGGCGACCGCGACCUGAUCCGCAAGCUGGCGACGUAUCUUGCUGAAGAUGUGCUCGGUGGCUGGGAGGCCCUGUCGAGUCGGUUGGACGAUCCCGAGAAAGCCACCGAGACUGCUUAUACGGCCAAGCGCGGUGUCGCCAGGGAUGCCUUGGAAGGCCCAGAAGGGUUGGAGGAGAACAGGUUCGCCCGGCUAUACCGCGAGGUCGUGCGGCGCAAUGCGGUGACGGUGGCCAAGUGGCAGGCCUACGGGUUCAUGAAUGGCGUUCUCAACACGGACAACACGUCACUGUUUGGCCAUAAUAGCUUGAACCAGCUUUGUCCGAGGGAAGACCCUAGAACACGAGAACGCGCCGGGCGUUCUAAAGGAACACUAAAGGCAGUCUUCAGCAAACAAAAAUCAGCGACAGCAUCAUCACCUGCAAGUCGGCAGGCUUCUCAGGCGGAUCCAUGGACUCUAAGCUUCCCGCCCUCUUGGCCCAACGACUGCAACAGCAUCAUCUUGAUCCUCAAGACGUUGAGUCUGGGACAUUUCUAG